Molecule: messenger RNA, 2322 nt
Organism: Oryctolagus cuniculus (rabbit)
Lineage: Eukaryota; Metazoa; Chordata; Mammalia; Lagomorpha; Leporidae
Product: olfactory receptor 13C8
Biological process (GO): G protein-coupled receptor signaling pathway
Cellular component (GO): membrane
Molecular function (GO): G protein-coupled receptor activity; olfactory receptor activity
Source: RefSeq, a predicted model, not a curated record
AUGAAUAAGUUGGAUAAGAUCCUGUUAGGUAAUACAAAUGUUGAAUUAAAACUAAUUGAGGAUAACAUGUCACUUGACAACCUCUAUUCACCUCCAGUGACAAGAGAAAAAAGAGUGAGAAGACUCUGGUAGAACGGAGAAAUCUGCUUCAAAUCUAAUGGGUUAGCUGCAACUUACCUCUACCGUGAAAACAGGCCCAAGGUUUUCAAACAUUCUAAUAUGAGCUGAAAGCACCAAUUUUUAUUUCAUGUUGCCUAAUUUUAAAAUGUUGACCUCUAAUUCAAAUGUAAAACACAGUGUGGACAAUCAUUGCCAAAAAAAGACAUCUGUGUGUUGAAUCCAGGUUAUAGGCCAUUGAUUUGCAGCCACUGCAUUAAGAGGCAGAACUUAGAGAAAUGGCAAUAAAAUUAAUUGAGGUCCAAAGAUCAUAUAAUCACAUAUUCUCUGUAUUAACCCUGAAAAAGUCAGGUUAGAAUUCCUGCUCUUGUGAUCUGGGUUCACAGUAAAAAAAUUUCCCCAGAGAGAUGUUGUUGUAGCCAAAUGCAAAACCGUAGUUCACACAGAUUGUGAAUCUUAAAAAUGUAACUCUCACAGACACUGUAUUAAUACACUUUUGUUCUAUCAUCCACAGAGUUCUACUGGAGAAAGUAUAUAUAUAUAUAUGGAAAUGGCCAAUGAUUCCACGUUGACAGAAUUUGUCCUGGUGGGGCUUUCUGCCCACCCAAGGGUGCAGAUAGUUUUGUUUGUGGUUGUUUUAUGUAUGUACCUGAUGAUCCUACUUGGAAAUGGAGUCCUUAUCUCAGUAAUCAUCUAUGAUUCUCACCUACACACCCCCAUGUAUUUCUUCCUCUGUAAUCUUUCUUUUCUGGACAUUUGCUACACAAGCUCUUCUGUCCCACUCAUUCUUGACAGCUUUCUGACAAUUAGAAAAAGGGUUUCCUUCUCUGGAUGCAUGGUGCAAAUGUUUCUCUCCUUUGCAAUGGGGGCCACAGAGUGUGUGCUUCUUGGCAUGAUGGCACUUGACCGCUAUGUAGCCAUUUGUUUCCCACUGAGGUACCCAGCCAUCAUGAACAAGGGUGCCUAUGUGCCCAUGGCAGCUGGAUCCUGGGUCUCUGGGCUUGCUGACUCAGUGGUACAGACAUCUCUUGCAAUGCAACUACCAUUCUGUGCUAAUAAUGCCAUUAACCAUUUUGUCUGUGAAAUCCUUGCUAUUCUGAAACUGGCUUGUGCUGAUAUUUCAAUCAAUGUGAUCAGCAUGGCAGGGUCAAACCUCAUUGUCUUGGUUAUUCCAGUGCUAGUAAUUUUCAUCUCUUACAUUUUUAUUGUUGCCACCAUCCUGAGGAUCCCUACCACUGAAGGAAAACAUAAGGCUUUCUCUACUUGCUCUGCCCACCUGACGGUGGUGGUUAUAUUCUAUGGAACCAUCUUCUUCAUGUAUGCAAAGCCUGAGUCUAAGACCUCUGUUGGUAUGGAUAAUAAAGACAUCAUUGAGGCCCUCAUCUCCCUCUUCUACGGAGUGCUGAUUCCCAUGCUCAAUCCUCUCAUCUACAGUUUGCGGAACAAGGAUGUAAAGGCUGCUGUGAAGAACAUGUUGGACAGAAAAUAAACUAAUUGGCAUUUUGUAAUGUGAACAUUCUUUACUUUCUGAUGGAAUAUGAAUGUGGACUUAUAUUGUGUGACUCAGUAUUCAGACCCACUGACGACACAAAAUUCAGAAAGAAAAUUACCGUGCGAAAACAAAUUCAUCCUAUGUCAUUCAAAACCAUAUGACAGAUAUUUUGGUUGCUGCUGUUACUAUUAGUUUUUUUGUCCUAACUGUGGAACUGAAGCAUGCUAUUGGUUUCAAAAUAUGCUUUUAUGGAAAUGCAAACUGUUAAAAUAAAAAAUAUCUCAGGGCCAGCGCUGUGGCAUAGCAGGUGAAGCCACCGCCUACAGUGCCAGCAUACCAUAUGAGUGCUGGAGACCCAGCUGCUCCACUUCUGAUCCAGCUCUCUGCUACUGCCUGGGAAAGCAGUGGAAUAUGGUCCAAGUCCUUGGGCCACUGCACCCACAUGGGAGACCCAGAGGAAGUUCCUGGUUCCUGGAUUCAGAUCAGCACAGCUGCACCAUUGCAGAUAUCUGGGGAGUAUACCAGUGGAUGGAAGACUCUCUCUCUCUCUUUCUCUCUCUGCUUCUUCCACUCUGUAACUCUGCCUUUCAAAUAAUAAAUAAAUAAAUCUAAAAAAAAUCUCUUAGCAAGCUCCAACAAGAAAGUACAUGAAUCACUCUUAAACAUUCAGAAAAUAAUAAAGACAAAAUUAUUCUGAAAAACAAUUAAUUAUA